This is a messenger RNA of Caenorhabditis bovis, 735 nucleotides long. The record is from the annotation of a GenBank genome assembly. NCBI's taxonomy places the organism in Eukaryota, Metazoa, Nematoda, Chromadorea, Rhabditida, Rhabditidae.
AUGGGCUUUCUGAGAUAUUCUGUCGUAUACACUUCGACUCAAGAAAAAAUCAAGAACAUUCGAAAACCAUGGGUAAAAGCGAUAAUUGGGAUUGAUUUGAUGAUUGGUUGGAUCUUGUUUUACAAUAUAGGAAAUAUCGAACGAAUACACAAUUAUUUCUGGUCUCACACCGGCGGCAUUGCGCGAUACCUAGAUGCGAUAAUUUCUUGGAUCGUCAGUAAUCCUGGAGGUUUGAAGUUGAAUGGGCCUGUGAAUACGACCCUUUCCACGUUUUUCGGUUAUCAUAUUUAUCUCUGGACAGCUUUUGUCAAUUUACUUCAAUCAGAGAUGUUCACAAGACUAAUCAUUUGCUCAUUUUCUUUCGGUCUUUCUUAUAUGUCUGCUGUCGUUUGCGAUUUCGCCAAAAUCAUCACACUCCAUUUUUAUUGUUUCGAUUCAUACGCAUCUAGACUUUGGAACUUGUCUUAUAUUGUAAUUCAAGAUUUGUGGGCAUUGACGCGAGGAAAAAAGUGGAAUCCGCUGAGAAAAAGGAUCGAUAAUGUAACACUCGAUUCCCGCGAGCAAUUUCUUUCAACCUCACUAUUCGUCAUUCUUUUAUUCAUUCUUCCAACGGUUCUCGUCUAUUUUGUGGUUUUUCGAACGCUCCGAUACUGCGUUUCGGUGAUUGACAUCUCACUGAGCUUACUUGCUCGUUGGCCUCUUGUGUUCACCAAAUUGGUUAUCAAGCGUGAUUAA